This is a messenger RNA of Puccinia graminis f. sp. tritici CRL 75-36-700-3, 1155 nucleotides long. RefSeq lists its product as uncharacterized. The coding region runs from base 1 to 1155 and encodes 384 amino acids. The transcript is spliced from 5 exons. Lineage: Eukaryota; Fungi; Basidiomycota; Pucciniomycetes; Pucciniales; Pucciniaceae. The record is from RefSeq and is a predicted model, not a curated record.
AUGACACGUGAAUGUGGCCGCCUUUGGAGAGCUCUUGACCAACAAACCAAGUUAAAGUACAAAGACAUCGAAUUCCUCAAGACAUUGCCAAAUCCGUUUGGACGUGGUGAAUGCCCUGGACCCGAUGGUGGGACUUCUGAAGCAUCCCGAGCAAAAAACAAGAAAAGUCACUUCUAUCAGAGUGCCGAAACCGAACUUUGGAGCAGAAAGGUGAUGCUUGAUUUAAAAAAUCUUGGUGCCGCGCACAACAUUGAAGGGUUUGUCAUGUUGUAUAAGGGGAAUUCAAACGAAGUUGUUAGUGGCGGUAGCUUUAUGGGAGAGCAGUUUGUGGAUAUGUUUGCAAAGGAUAAGAAGUUGGACAUCAGUUCCAACUUUCUAUCCUUUGCAAGCAGUCAAGAGGUGAUCAGGAAAGCAACUGGUCAAGUUGCUAAAGUGGUCCGACCUAGGAAACGAGCCCAAAAGCUUGGUUCAAAGGAAACCGCUUGGAAUCUUGGAGGAAGAGAAAAGAAUCGAGAUGCCGCCCAAGAAAAAUUGAAUGAAGCAAUCAGCAAAGCGACACACAGCAGGAGGAAGUGGCCCGGAAAAACAACCGAGAAAUCUCUGAAGAAGCUCGGUGUUACUUUGCGCAUCAAGGACAACAGCUAUGGAAUCAACGUGUCCCAUUUUUGCGGCAAGCCCGGCGCCAUGGGUGACAAGCAAUUGCAAAAGGUCUUGAGGGCCUUUGCCAAAGAUUUGGUCGUUCUCACGGGGCCACCAGCACCUGAGGUUCCCGAGACGUUGGGUGCUGAUCCCAAAGAGACCUCGGACAAGGAGUUGGAACCUUCAAACUCAAACAAAGGUGAAUGUGUGAUUGCAAAGGCUCCCAAAAAGAAGAUCACAACUGAUCACCGCCGUCUCAAGAGCAAUACUGCCGGAGCCAGCGCGAAGGCCGCUCGGACCACAAGCACGAAUGCUGGUAAGAAGCAAAAGCGACGUUUGUCUGAUUUUUCCAAAAGCGGGGAAGACACGCCAAGUUCUUCUGAUGAUGAUGGAGAUGAAGAUCAAGAUGCAAAUUUCAACGACAGCGAUGACAAUGAUGAAGAUGAUGACAAUGAAGAUAUUGACGAUGAAGAUGAAUAUGAAGAAGGGGAUGUUGAUGAUGAGGUUGAUGACUGA